ACUCAUAGAGCCCAUAGAAUAAGGAGCCUGCACGAAGUGUACGUAAAAAAACAAAAGCUCUAUACCCCCUAGUGUUUCAUACUGUGAAUGUGCCGCCAUCUAUCGAAACUCGUAGAGAAAACGUGCCUAACACAGCGUUGCUGGGAUGUGUUUGCUAGUACCACCAUGCAUGGAGUUUCCUACGCCACCCACCACCCCCGCCACCACUGACUACUGGGGUGCCUAAGCUUUUCGACGCCACUGGCGGUUAUCCCAGUAUGUGCUGGUCGCGAUGUAAACCGUGAACACUUCUUCACGAACUGCGCUUCCUUUCGUUGUAUUGUGGAAUGCCAUAUCCGUGGUUAUGCGCUCUUCCCAGCGAUUACCGGAAAUGUACUACGGUUUCUGCAAGAGUGGUAGAAUUUGACGACGAUUGACUUCGGCCACUACUCUUCACUGGGAAAACAAUGGUGAUGAAAUAAUAACUGACGGCACUAUGGACUGCCGUGUUUCGUGUUGCAUGUUAUACGAUCGUCUGAGUCACCGGAAAGAACGAUGCAAAACUGAAAAGUCUCGUUAUUUUUAGACCGCAGUGGUCUUGUGCGAUGUAAGCAAGCUAGCGCAAAGCGCGCGGUUCCUCAGCGCCAUCAUCUGGCUUGCAGCAUCUCUUUGUACUACUAAAACGCGGUCAUGGAAACCCGCGUAUUCAUAAACAUCGAUGUGGAGCCGUUUUGUACAAAACUUAUUUUUCCCGUUGGUGUCCCAGCAGCUGGCUAUGUUCGGAUUAUUUUUGGAGAUUUUGCUAAAACUUGCUCGAAGUACAGAGUUGCGAAUGAUGGUGCAGCCAAUUGUGAAAGUGACGGCGCGACAGCUGUCAAUGACAAAGUAUUCGUACGAUCACCAUCUGUUGACGGGGAACCUUUAUGCACAUUAAAGACGGCAGCUUUGCCCGAUGACUUGAAUGACGAUUGCGUUGCGGCGGAGGAGCCGGAGGAACCGAAGCAAGUCUGCGAGGAGCUUGCACCUCAGUUACCUGAUCCGGAGGAGCCGAAUGAACUCUCAGAAGCCCAGUCGCAUGCCGUGUCAGCAAAUGAGCUUUCCAGUGACCGGCGGAAACAAAAGAAUCCUAUGAAAAUACGGUUAAGGACCGUACCUCUUUCACCGUUACCCGAUGCCACACGGAGGUCGAGUCGCACACGCAAUGCAGCUACCGUUCGUUACGUAAGCAGUAGUUCAGAUGAUGAUUUUAAUCGUGACAGUGGGGACUCAGAUUGGAGCGGGUCUGAUGAAUCGUUCGAAAAAGCUCCAAAACUCAAACGGACUAGGAGGUUCUCAGCACCAGUAAGAAGGGCGUCAACUGUUGGGAGAAAAGCGACGUCAUCAAGAAAAUCGUUGCCGGCCAAGAGAGUAUCAACACCUGCAAAAAAAUCAUCCGCGCCUAUGCGGAAAUCUACAUCUCCGUUAAAAAAGACUGCUGCUGUUGCAAAGGUUUCAAGUUCUGUGACAGAGACCCCAACUCCCAAAAUUGCACCUUUAAACAUAAAGGCACUGAAACAACAGUCUCAGGAGAGGCAAGCCCUGAAAGCAAGCAUCAAAGCAAAAUCAGAUGAAACAUUUACAUGCGAGGAAUGUGGUCAAACCUUCAGUUCAAGGCUAAAGUAUAAAAAGCAUUCAUGGACACACAAGCCAAAGAGUGAGCAUCCACACAGAUGUGAUGUGUGUGACAAGCUCUUUGCAACCGCAUUCACACUUGAGCGACAUCAGGCUGCUCACUGCAAAGGCAUGCCUAACUGCUGUGAAAAAUGCAGAAAAGGAUUUGCAACCCCAGAGGAUUUGGCCAAACAUGAAGAGACUCACAAAGACUAUCGAUGUGAAUGUUGCUCCCAGCUCUACUUGAGCUAUCGAGGGCUUCGAAAGCACUACACACAGUUUCACAAAAAUGAGAUGUUACAGAAACAGCAAAGCAGUGGCACUGCAAGGGAAGAUGGGGCGACAGGCAAGGGCGAGUCUGAGAAUGGUGCUGGUCAGAAGGAACACAAGUGUGUUACAUGUGACCUUGGGUGUGACAGUGAGGACGCAUUAGCAGCGCACUAUAUGGAAUCUCAUCCAGAUCAGCAAGUCUUUCCCUGUGAAACUUGCCGCAAGGUGUUCACAGAUCGUGACAUGCUUCAGACACAUUUGCGCAAGCACAUGCAGAUUAAAACGGGAGAAAACUCAAGUGAGCAGACUUAUCUUUGUAACAUCUGUGACAAGGAGCUGAAGUCCCUUUCAACUCUUCGUGUUCAUGUACAGUCUCACAACAAGGUCCGGUCAUUCAAGUGCGAUAUUUGCCAAGAAAAAUACACUACAGCAAGUAACCUACGCAAGCAUCGCAAAAUACAUAACACAACACGCAUGUACAAAUGCCCCCAUUGCCCAAAGGAGUUCACGACGAAUAACUACAAGUUGAAGCACAUCAAGCGUGUGCACACAAGAGAUUUCCAAUAUGGCUGCAGCCAUUGCCCAAAGAAGUUCCUGGAGAAAAAACGAUUCCAACAACACAUGGUACUCAUGCAUGCCAGUAUGCUCACUGAAGACGACUAUGCAACUAUGACCCUGGUAAAAAAGUUGCACUGUAGCCUGUGUUCCUACGUGACAUACAGCAGCAAGAGCUUCAGGCAACAUGAAGUUACCCACACUGGAAAGUAUCCUCAUACAUGCAGUGAAUGCAACAAAGGCUUCACAUUCCGGUUCGAACUGACCAAACACGUGCGCUGUGUGCACCAAGCCCAAUUCUUCCGCUGCGAGAGCUGCAAGCGUACUUUUACUGCCGAGGAAACCUACAAGAUACACAAGGAGCACCAUGACCGUGGGCUUGGUUUCACAUGUACCGAAUGUGGAAACAUGUACGAGACUCAGGGUCACUAUGAGCAGCACAUGCAGGCACAUUCCAGUGACCUGCCUUACGAGUGCCCCACUUGCAAUAAGCGCUUUGCCUUGACACGAUCACUAAACCUUCAUCGCCUGUCACAUGACAAACAGAGGACACCUCGGCCACGGCCUUACAGUGGCAACCGUAGUUGGGAGUAUUACUGUGAACUUUGCAAUGUAUUUUAUAAAUACGGCUCUAGCCUGGUGGCCCAUCGUGUGUGUGUGCAUGGAAAUGGCCCCACUACUACUUGUCCUUAUUGUGAUAAGAAAUUUAACAGCCGGCUGACGCUGUCAAUGCACAUACGCAUGCACACUCGGGAACGCCCCAUGCGCUGCAGCUAUUGUGGGAAAACCUUCCGUGUCUGGAACAGCCUCAAACGACAUGUUGUCACAAGUCACACAAAGGACUUCAAGCUUUUCUGUCCACUAUGCAACAAAGGGUUCGUCUCGAGGUCCUACCUGAAGGUGCAUCUUAAGAGUGCACACAAAGCCGUAAUGUCAGGCCCUGGUAAGCGGAAGCGGUUGCCUGAUGGCCCCACUGCAGCACAGCAUCCUCCUGCACGCACAACGACAGUACAAAAGCCGCCUGUCAUCAUACCCAUGCCCGCUAAACUUGAUCGCUCCACCCUCGUGCCACAGGCCAGGAGGCCACGCCACCACACGGCAAAAGCAGCUGUUGUGUCCACUGUCCCUGUGGCCACCCAACUUCCUCUGGUGCCCCCACCGACACAGGUGGAUGCCUCACAGCGACCACAGCCACAACGGCCACAACAGCUUCCACUAGAACGGCCUGAGCUGCAACAGCAGGCACAAUUGCAGCAGCUGCACUUGCAGCAGCUACAGCUGCAGCCAUCACAGAUGCACCCACAGCACCUACAGCCACCUCGGCAGCACGCACAGCAGCAACGGGAUCUCUUUGAAAUGCAACAAAUCCCACACUUGGAAACAGACACUUACUCACUCAUGUUAUUGUGAAAACUUUUCAUUUCCCCAUCACUUGCCUGCAAUUUCUUGGGCAGGACUGUUGCUCUUGUGGACUGCUAUCAGGAGUGCUGUGUGCUUUGUGCAUGAAUCAUACUGGGUUGAGGAUGGAGCGAAGUAUAGUUCACAGGCUUAUGCAAGUAAAUUUCUCACCUGAGCUGUGCUGCACCUUUUUCGCAAACAAGUAAUGCUGAAAUAUCACUUUUUUGAGGUGUAGAAUACACUGGAAAAGAUGUUACCCACCGAGGAUUUAAUGGGUAUUUGCAACAAUGAGACACACUCAAGUGAACCAUUUGUCUGUGUUCUCAACUUUAGCACUUGCUAAGCCUUUUCAGUUUUGCACUCUUCAUGCAAAUCUCUGAAAGUACCAUUAGAAUAUCUGACCAUAGCAGGUGUUGACUAUAUCUAUCAUUACUAAGUGUUUCCACUUGUAGAAGUUUUUAUGCAAAGCGUACACCGACUUGUUGUUUAUUUUUAUCAUCCAUAGGAAAAAUAACAUUUACAAGCAAGAAGUGCUCCUCCGAUUCAAAAGUUGGCUUCCUGAUAUAUACUAUGUUUUUAUUUUUGUAGCCAUAGCAAGCAUUAUAUAACACGAAUGUGAGAAACUCAAUGUGGCAUUACGAAGCGCAUGCUUUUCUUUUCUUACAGAAGUAUCAUUAUAAGAUAGCAUAGUGUUUGUCACUUAUUUAGCUUUCGUUUAUUAGAGAGAUCAAGAUGAAAUAUAUUUAGUUUAUGUCUUGUAUGUUUAUUGCUAUAACAGCAUGAAAGCAUGUAAAAAUCAGCCCAGUGUUUUUAACCUUAUUUUUGUGUGUUCUUGUGGAACCUUUCAAUUUUAACAUGAUAGCGUUAAGGGCCCCGUGUCGAUGUUUAGAAAAAGUUUAUUUCAACAAAAGACAAUACGAACACUUUGAGUCGCAAUGAUGGCAUCCACCAGGAUGAUAACAUAUACAAAGUACAAGUGCAUCAAGUGCAAGUACAAGUGCAUCAGAAAAAAAAUCAUCCCAAACCACAACCAUGCAGGCCCUCCGCUUCGUGUGGCACAUAGGUGUUACUGAAUUGAAUUUCUCAAAGUAAAAUGAGCCAGAAAAUUUGUAAAAUCCUACUUGCACACAACCAACAGACACGAUGGCAUCUGAUUGUAAUUUGAAUGCACGAGAAAAUAGUUUGCAUAUGCGAGAAAACAAUUCUGUUAUGCAAAAACUCAAACACAAACUCCCUUCUUUUGCUUACGGGCGUGUGAGCCAUUGCUUUGCCCUGCACUGCUGGCGGGAUCGGCCCACCAUUGUUUUCUAUUGGGCCCUGUGUCGCAAAAUAUCCCAUGCCAGUGUUGCGAUGAACAGAGCCCAAUAACACUAUCACGUUCCAUUUUUAAAGGCAAAGCUUAAGCGUCCUCCCAAGUUAUUUGGGCGUGCAUUGCCUCCAGUCACUUCAUCAGUCUUCAUCCUAGUGUUUAAUGAAAAUACAUCUUUGGUUCAUGCCUUCUACACUAACUUUUUUGUUAAUUUAUGAUCAUUGAAAGCAGGAAGAAAAAUUGCAAAGCAUAUGUGUUUUUUGCUGUGAAAGUUUAAUUUUAACAUUGCUAAUUGUUUAGACAUUCAUAUUCAUAUUGCUGGUGUGAUUAAAUGAAACGCGUUGCAGUCCACUUAUAAAGAUAGCACUUAUACUAACAGGUUGUAGCAGUGGGCUUUGUCUGCAAUUAAUUGUAUAGUGAAGCUGUAAAAUUAGUCUGUGUACAUACUUCAAUGAUUGAAUUGUCUGAUACCCUCCAUGCCUUUAUAAGUAGACUGCUAUGUGGAUGUUGUUCAUGUGUACUUUGGCAAGUGUGUAACAUGCUUUAUUUAAUAUGCUUGCUUCUAGGUCUGACUUGGAACCAAGCACUGUAAUAUGUAAAAUGGCAUAAAGUGUAAUGCACAGGCUUCCAAAAAAAUCUGAGGUCGCAAGCUAGCAUUUGCUAUGAACAUUUUUGUAAAAAUCAUCAGUUCAAUACUCACAGUAACAGUGCACAAGCAGUGAACAUAGUGGGCUGUUAAAGGCAGACUGGACUUUGGAUCACAGUAGGAUUGCAUUACAGCUCAAGUGUUGUGCUAAGCAUAAUUAUGUAUGACUGUGCUUUUUACAGUUCAGCCUGCUUGUUACUUAUUGCAUUAGUCCUUUACCUCAAAAGGAAGUGUCCAUUUUUGUGGCCAUGUACAACUGUUUUAAGUUAUUCUUUGUGUUUUUGUCUCACUUUUUCCUCAUUUUCUUGGUUUUAUGUGCUUACUGCCCUAAAUAUCACUAUGGAAAGAAGCACUGCAAGCAGGGAGGUCAGUGUAAAUGUUUCCUGAAUGCAUUGCUUUGCUGAAAAUGAACCAGUUUUAUCACUUUU
Molecule: messenger RNA, 6235 nt
Organism: Dermacentor albipictus
Lineage: Eukaryota; Metazoa; Arthropoda; Arachnida; Ixodida; Ixodidae
Product: zinc finger protein 11-like
Biological process (GO): regulation of transcription by RNA polymerase II
Cellular component (GO): nucleus
Molecular function (GO): RNA polymerase II cis-regulatory region sequence-specific DNA binding; DNA-binding transcription activator activity, RNA polymerase II-specific
Source: RefSeq, a predicted model, not a curated record